This is a messenger RNA of Pedinophyceae sp. YPF-701, 1764 nucleotides long. The record is from the annotation of a GenBank genome assembly. NCBI's taxonomy places the organism in Eukaryota, Viridiplantae, Chlorophyta, Pedinophyceae.
AUGACGCACCGGGCGGCACAUGGGCAUCCGGCAGCUCCAGCACCCCGGCAGCGUGCCAGGGGCGCCCCGUCGGGCGCGCAUCCUGCGGCUGCACGGGGUGCAGCUCGUCGGAGCUGCCGGCCAGCGCCCCGUCGGCCCCUCACGCGCCGCGCCGCCGCGAAGGCGCCGGGGGGUGCAACCAAGCCGCCGUUCCCGCGGGACCCGCUGACGAACGAGCGCCUGCCGAAGUCGUCCGGCAUGCGCGUGUGCGUGUUGAAGAGCUACUCGAGCACGUGCGCGAUCCUGGACCUGGGGCAGCGCGUGUCCGGCACGGAGGCGCGACGCCUGGCCGAGUUGGCUGCCCGUGGCACGCAGCAGCGCAGGGCUCUCCCGCUGCUGGUCGCGGCGAUCCGCGCCAUGGGCCACAAGCACCCUGACAGGGGCGUCGGUCGUCCGGGGUCCCCCCUGUUCAGCGAGGGUCGCCUGAAGCAGCUCACGGAGCAGUGCAAGCUGCGCAAGUCCAGCAUCACGCUGCUGUACGCGGAGGCCAAGAUGCUGUGGGACGAGUACGUCUGCGGGGACGACUUCUUCGAGAAGUUCAAGCCCGACAUGCAGCUGGUCAAGGACGUACAGGACGUGAUGCGCGCGCGGGAGCACGACCUCGCCCCGCUCAUCACUCUCGACGUGCUCGACACGCUGACCUCCUCCGAGGUGCCGGAGGUCGCGGAGGAGCUCGAGCUGCUGCGCGGCGAGCUGCACGCGGCCGGCUACGACGUCGGCGCGGGCGACGACACGUACAAGCUCAAGAUCACCGAGGCGGGGCCCUCCAUGUCCAUUCCGGGCCGCAACGGCGCCGUCACGCCGGCGACGAGCAUCGUCGCGGCCGGCUGGAGCGUCGCGCAGCUGCUUCCCGGCGCGAUGAAGGUGCCCGUGAUGCACACGCGCGCCGAGGUCGCCGACACACCGCACAUCACCAGCGCGGAACAGUGCCGCCCGUCGGCCGCGCCGGUGCACGCCGCCCAGCUCAUGGCCUCCUUCGGGGACGUCGUCGAGGGGCGCACGCGGCUCGCGGGCGUCGACUGGAUGUUCGUGUCGCUCCGCCGCCCAGCGUCGGCGGUGGAGGCACCCCCCGGGGGAGCUCCCCCGGACGGCGACGGGAAGGAGGCGACCCCGCCCGCCGUGCUCGUCACCCUCGAGAGCAUGAUGCUCGAGGGCGACGCGGGCACCCCCCUGGACGACCUGCGCGCCGUCGCGUCCUGCACCGCGCGGUACCUAUCGGGGGUGGUCGCGAGCCCGGACGACGACGAGCUGUGGCGCCGGCAGCAGGACCUCUGGGUCACCGCCGAGGACGACGCGCAAGCCGGCGCGCUGGGGCUGCGGCGCAACGUCGCGUCCGACGGCGGCGCGAUGGAGGGCGUCGACCGCAAUCAGAGCGACGCGCGGCACGUGAUGCGCUACGUGACGGCGGAGGGCGAGUACUCCAUGGUCGCCCUGCGCGACGAGGAGCUGGGCGGGCUGCUCGACGUGCUCACGGCGGCGCUGAUGGACCCGGGAGUCGACUUGGAGCUCGAGACUGCGCAGCCUGCGCCGCUGAGGGCGCACCGGGGCGCGGCGGGCUGGCUCGCGCGUGCGGCCGGGGGGUGGGUGGGCAGCGUGGCGCUAGGCGGCGUCGUCGGGCUGGUGACCUGGGCGCUGUACGGCACUCGGCGCGCGCCCGAGGGCGCUGCUGCGUCGCUGACGGCUCGGACCGCCGCGCGCGUGGUGGAACAGUCGAGGCACCGCUGA